CACACACAUCAUGUAUCUGAAUUUAUUCUACACGUGUGUGUAUCUGUCUGUGUGUCUAAACGUCACACACGGCCUACGAGCGAGCCGAAGGGAUGAGAGACAGACGAGUCGAGCCGUGGCAGCAACAGCUGGAUUUAAAACACCUGGACAUGCAGCACCUAGCACUCAGUGCCUAGUGAAUGGGAUCCUUCUCUUUGAGGGAGCUCAGUGGUCUUCUGAUGCGUGUAACAUGUGCCAGUGUAGAAGUGGUGCGGUUCUGUGCCAAGGACCGUCCUGCCAGAAUACAGACACCAGACACCAGAUAGCAGCCCAAAGAGUGAAGCCGGAGAAAAUGAUCGGGCAGAAGAAAGUCGAUCCACAGUCUGGAAGGAGGAGAGCGUCGCAGGGAAAGAUCACCCAGGAGGUCAAGCCCAAGACAAAGACAGAACCGAGACGGGAUAAAGUUGUGAAUCUUCCAUCUGCACAGAAGAAGCAUCAUCCACCAUCAUCACCACCAUCAUCACCUCCACCCAGGAUAAAAUCACAAGCCCCUGAGCUGGGAAUUGCAGCACGUUUACCUCUGGCCCCUUCCCCUGACAGGCUCCCAGACCUGUUUGAUUAUGAUGACCACGAUGAUGAAGACCAGGCUGAUAGUGACCCUGAUGAGGAUGACGACGACGACCCGCAGUUUCAUAACGAUCGCACCAGGGGUUCACCCGUCAGCAGAAGCCCUGCGCCUUCCAACCGGAAACCGGCGAUACCCGUACAGCAAAGACCCCGCCCUCCUCCUACAAAAACCCCCAAAGUUUUGGCACCCAGUGGAGGUCCGGUUAGAGGAAGAGCGGGCGGAGCCAGUGUUGUGGGCCAUCCAGUGAGCCGUCCUGUGAGCCGUCCCUCCACUUAUAUGACGUCACUCCCGGCGGGAUGUCUGCUGUCUGAUGCUCUGAUUGCAUGUGGCAGCACCGGACUGACCAGCAUGCCUCUCAUCAAAGAUGCUGGCAUCCGAACACUUUACCUGGCAGAUAAUAAGAUCAGUAAGAUCCCGGUGCGAGCGCUGCACGGCCUGCCCAACCUCCAGUGGCUCGACUUGAGCAAGAACAAACUGGACGACACCUCACUGGGGUUGAAUGUGUUCCGGAAUCUGACCAAAUUGCGCCGCCUGAAUCUGGACGGGAACAAUCUGACCAAAAUCCCCCCGCUGCCGCCGUCACUGCUGGAGCUGAAGAUCAACGACAACAAACUGAGCGGACUCACACCUUACAGCCUUAAAGGUUUGUCCCAGCUGCUGACGCUGGAGCUGGAGGACAACCAUUUCCAUGAUGGGAACGUUUCCCCGCUGGCCUUCAGACCCCUCAAGAAACUCAUUUACCUCCGACUGGACGAUAACGACUUCAGAGCCAUUCCCUCUGGUCUGCCGGCGUCACUGAAGGAGCUGCAUCUGUCAGACAACAGGAUCGAAGUGGUUCAUGCUGGACUCCUGAAUAAGACAGUGAACCUGCGGAUCUUAAAUCUGAGCCAUAAUAAAAUCCGAGAGGACCGGAUCGCACCGAGAGCCUGGAUACACCUACGUAAGUUGGAGACAUUGGAUCUGUCCCAUAAUAAGCUGGUCCACGUGCCGUCCUUCCUGCCGGUCGGUCUCGCCCAGCUCGCGCUGCACCACAACCAGAUCGAGAGGAUUCCGGGGUACGUCUUCGCUCACAUGCAGCCUGGCCUCGUCUCCCUCCACCUGUCCUACAACCGCCUGAGGGAGGACGGCAUCAACGAAGUGUCCUUCCUCGGACUCAGACACUCCCUGAACGAGCUCCUGCUGGACCACAACCAGCUUCGGGAGAUUCCACGCGGGAUCAUCCAACUGCGCGGCCUACAGGUCCUCCGCCUCAACCACAACUACAUCAGCUCAAUAUCCGUCAACGCUCUGUGUGACAUCACCGCCCGUGAGGACUCCCCUCUGCUCUCCGUUCACCUGCAGAAUAACCUGAUUGACAGGCGCUCAGUCCCGCCCACCGCACUCACCUGUAUUAAAGAGUACGGCAGCGUGAUCCUGCAUCCUCAGAGACACGAACAGGUCUACGAGUGAACACACACUCACACACACACACACACACAUUCACA
This is a messenger RNA of Clarias gariepinus (North African catfish), 2091 nucleotides long. RefSeq lists its product as uncharacterized. Gene Ontology annotation, biological process: extracellular matrix organization; positive regulation of cell-substrate adhesion. Gene Ontology annotation, molecular function: protein binding; collagen V binding; heparin binding. The record is from RefSeq and is a predicted model, not a curated record. Gene Ontology annotation, cellular component: extracellular matrix. The coding region runs from base 11 to 2056 and encodes 681 amino acids. The transcript has 10 exons. NCBI's taxonomy places the organism in Eukaryota, Metazoa, Chordata, Actinopteri, Siluriformes, Clariidae.